Messenger RNA from Capsicum annuum, 474 nucleotides. RefSeq lists its product as uncharacterized. The record is from RefSeq and is a predicted model, not a curated record. Bases 1 to 474 code for a protein of 157 amino acids. Lineage: Eukaryota; Viridiplantae; Streptophyta; Magnoliopsida; Solanales; Solanaceae. Gene Ontology annotation, molecular function: zinc ion binding. The transcript is spliced from 2 exons.
AUGAUGACCUCGAAUAUUGCUGAGCGUAUUAAUGAGUGUUUGGUAGAGGCCCAAGGAUUGCCAAUAUAUGAAUUCUUAGAAGAGGUUCAAAUAUUAUUUGGCUCUUGGAACUGUAAGAAUAGUGAAAUAGCUUCGUAUACAAGUACCACUUUGGAUCGUCGAUUUGAAGAAAUUCUAACUCUCAAUGGUGCGAAAGCUUUGAGAAUGACAGCUUCUUCAACAUAUGUAUAUUCGGUUUAUGAAUCUGGGAGAAAAUACAUUGUUGAUUUAGAAAGUGGCACCUGCAACUGUGCGAGGUUUCAAAUAGAUCAAAUACCUUGUGCUCAUGCUAUAGCUGUGUUGAAGUCUAAACAUGUAAAAGAGUUGGAAGAAUACUGUUCAGAAUACUACAAGCCAAACACAUUGGUGAAGACAUAUGAAGUUUCAAUUGUUCCAAUGCAAGACAAGAAGACUGAGAUGUUCCCAGUAGUGUGA